Pteropus alecto (black flying fox) is the source of this 1338-nucleotide messenger RNA. RefSeq names its product carbonic anhydrase 8 (gene CA8). The transcript is spliced from 9 exons. Gene Ontology annotation, molecular function: carbonate dehydratase activity; zinc ion binding. Bases 1 to 876 code for a protein of 291 amino acids. NCBI's taxonomy places the organism in Eukaryota, Metazoa, Chordata, Mammalia, Chiroptera, Pteropodidae. The record is from RefSeq and is a predicted model, not a curated record.
AUGGCUGACCUGAGCUUCAUCGAAGAUUCCGUCGCCUUCCCGGAGAAGGAGGAGGACGAGGAGGAGGAGGAGGAGGAGGGUGUGGAGUGGGGCUACGAGGAAGGUGUUGAGUGGGGCUUGGUGUUUCCUGAUGCCAAUGGGGAGUAUCAGUCUCCCAUUAACCUGAACUCCAGAGAAGCUAGAUAUGACCCCUCCCUGCUGGACGUCCGCCUCUCACCAAAUUACGUGGUCUGCCGGGACUGUGAAGUCACUAACGACGGACACAGCAUUCAGGUUAUCCUGAAGUCAAAAUCAGUUCUGUCGGGUGGUCCAUUGCCUCAAGGGCAUGAGUUUGAACUGUAUGAAGUCAGAUUUCACUGGGGAAGAGAAAAUCAGCGUGGUUCUGAGCACACAGUUAAUUUCAAAGCUUUUCCCAUGGAGCUCCAUCUGAUCCACUGGAACUCCACUCUGUUCGGAAGCAUCGAUGAGGCUGUGGGAAAGCCGCAUGGAAUUGCCAUCAUUGCUUUGUUUGUUCAGAUAGGAAAAGAACAUGUAGGCCUGAAGGCUGUGACGGAAAUCCUCCAGGAUAUUCAGUACAAGGGGAAGUCCAAAACAAUACCCUGCUUUAAUCCUAACACAUUGUUACCAGAUCCUCUGCUGCGUGAUUAUUGGGUAUAUGAAGGCUCUCUUACUAUUCCACCCUGCAGCGAAGGUGUUACCUGGAUAUUAUUCCGAUACCCUUUAACUAUAUCUCAGCUACAGAUCGAAGAAUUUCGAAGGCUGAGGACACAUGUUAAGGGGGCAGAACUUGUGGAAGGCUGUGAUGGGAUUUUAGGAGACAAUUUUAGACCCACUCAGCCACUUAGUGACAGAGUCAUCAGAGCUGCAUUUCAGUAGCCAGAGAGAACAGGACAAGUCCGCCACCUUCAUUUGGGAGGAAGACAGUGGUCCUAUAGUGCCCUUGGAUGAGAAUCGGAAACUUUUGAACUGCAGCUUCGUUUUAUGCUCAAAGCCUGCAUUGUUUGUCUUCAUCUAAUCCAGCUUUGAUGGACAUCUGUGGUAGUUCCCUGUACACAUGCUCGAAUGAAAUAUUACAAAUGGCUGUACAUUCAAAAGAAACCCCAUAUUAUAUAGCCACAUCACUGCUGCUGGGGUUCAUAUUUUUGCACAUACUGUUUAUUGUUUAUGUGUAGAAGAAAUGAAACUAGUUUUGGAGUUAUUAUGAAUAUAUAUCGUGUAUUAAUAUUGAGGCAGAAAAAUGCAUUAACAGUCCUUCAUUUCCUGUCUCCAACAGAAAAUUCACUCCUUCAGAGAAUAAUGUAAGUCUUGAUAAUAAAAUAAGAGUUUUGAUCAAGAACA